AGGUAAAUAGAUAAUCCACGAAUUGAUGGAUAUCUACAAAUAAUCUGCAAAUUAUUCGCAAACUCAUAUUCUUCAAUUACCUGUUUCGUAAAUGGGUUAUCUGUGGGUUACCCUUCGAGGGAAAUAAUCCGCCCUGCAGAGACCCAUUGCGCAGCCUACCUGAGCCAGAGACAUUUAGAAGCAAACUCUCGAAUCUUGGCUUCACUGAGACCGCCACUUCAAGACACAUCUGUCGGCCGUCAAAGAGCCAACCCCCAAAUUCGGCGACCAACCAACUAGCGGAGGAAGAACCGAAUCAAAAAAUUAAGCAUCAGGAAAAUGGAGGGUUAUAUGGAUAGAGAGAGAUUUCUAGCCUCCCGAAAGCAUUAUGAAGAAUUAUGGAGACAAAAAUGGAAUAAAGAACGUAUUGCAGCGGUUCAAGAACUCGAAAGCUGGAAGAAAGAAGAGAAAAAAGAAGGUGACCGAGGCUAUGUUGACAAAUAUGAGCACGAGCACAAUUUGAAGCACGUUGGUACAUGGGCUCACGGUGAGGGUGAGCCCAGGAAAGUCAUCGCAAACUCGGGAGCUGUAUACGAUGCUGGCGAGAGAAUCAGACAAGCAGGGAAGAGAGCGAGAGAUGCAAGACUUGAAGAGGCGUGGAGAGUUGAGCUAGAAGCCUGGGAAGAAAUAUUGAUCAUUUAUGAUUUGGAUGAUCCUGGAAGAGCCCCGGAUGACGUGCUGACCAAACGGAGUCGCCAAAACUUAGACCAGCACAAGAAAUCCUGUGUGCCGAAAAUGAAAACUCCUGCGAGACCCAGACGGGCACGAUGCGACCACUGCAUUGAAGAUCUCAAAGAGGGAAUUUCCAUUGAAUAGAUCCUCGAAUCAGAAUCUAGGGAUUUGGAACAUUAUGCUAUUCGAAUUGCAGCUCCCAUGAGGGGAUAGAUAUUUGGAAGUUAAACGCGUUGACAUUCAAUCUGGGACUGAGAAUGAUUGCUGAGAUUCCGUGAUAUGAAAGUGAUGAUAUUAUGAAGAAACCAUAAAUUCU
Sclerotinia trifoliorum is the source of this 1027-nucleotide messenger RNA. The record is from the annotation of a GenBank genome assembly. Lineage: Eukaryota; Fungi; Ascomycota; Leotiomycetes; Helotiales; Sclerotiniaceae.